GCUUGACCCCACGCUCCUCUACUGCUCUCAGAAUUUCCUAAUAACUUCCGCCUCUCUCACGAUUCAAAACCCUAACCAUACGAAAAUCCACUAAAAAUCUUUUCCUUUUUUUUACCCUCUUUCGAAAACAAAUAAAGAUAAUAAUAAUAAUAAUAAUGGCUUCGAUGGAUCUCUAAUCGCCGUUCGAUCGUCGGAGGCAACAAGAGAGGGGAGCUGGGGGAGUCCGAUGUCGCUGAGGAUAAAGGCGGUGGUGGAUAAGUUCGUGAACGAGCUGAAGGAAGCGCUGGAAGCGGACAUACAAGAUCGGUUGAUGAAAGAGAGGGAGAUGCAGAGCUACAUCGAGGAGAGAGAACGCGAGGUCGCCGAGCGAGAGGCCGCUUGGAAAGCCGAGCUCUCUAGACGCGAGGCAGAGAUUGCGCGGCAAGAGGCGAGGCUGAAGAUGGAGAAAGAGAACCUAGAGAAAGAGAAGAGCGUGCUCAUGGGCACCGCAUCCAACCAAGAUAACCAGGAUGGAGCUCUUGAAAUCACCGUCAGUGGUGAGAAAUACCGUUGCCUUAGAUUUUCCAAGGCAAAAAAAUGAAUUUACCAAUGAAUGGUGUGGGUCCAAUUUGUAGAAUUCCAAAGGCUGAAAAAAUGUACUAAUUUGAACCUUUGGUUAGUCGAUAUCUUUCAAUCAAAUUGCACUGGAUGUACAGAGGAGAUGAGAAGUGUUUUUUUUAUUAAACGAUCAGAUGAAAGCAGUUGUUAAUUUCUUCUGUAGAA
Molecule: messenger RNA, 762 nt
Organism: Asparagus officinalis (garden asparagus)
Lineage: Eukaryota; Viridiplantae; Streptophyta; Magnoliopsida; Asparagales; Asparagaceae
Exons: 2
Coding region: 227-580 (117 amino acids)
Source: RefSeq, a predicted model, not a curated record